Messenger RNA from Dama dama (fallow deer), 9211 nucleotides. RefSeq names its product storkhead box 2 (gene STOX2). Bases 177 to 2957 code for a protein of 926 amino acids. Gene Ontology annotation, biological process: positive regulation of transcription by RNA polymerase II. Lineage: Eukaryota; Metazoa; Chordata; Mammalia; Artiodactyla; Cervidae. The transcript has 4 exons. Gene Ontology annotation, cellular component: cytoplasm; nucleus. The record is from RefSeq and is a predicted model, not a curated record. Gene Ontology annotation, molecular function: DNA-binding transcription activator activity, RNA polymerase II-specific; RNA polymerase II transcription regulatory region sequence-specific DNA binding.
UGGGGGCGUGGGGAGGGCCGGACCCGCCGCUGGCGGUGUAGACGCCGACGAGGAGGGGCUGGGAAAAUGCGCGCAGAGUCCGCCCGGGUCGUGCCCGCCGUAGACGGAUGAAGCCGCGCGCUGCGCCCCGGCGCUGAGGCCCGGAGGAUCGGGGGCGGCGGGUCGCCCUCUCCACCAUGAAGAAGACCCGGAGCACAACCUUGCGGCGCGCCUGGCCUAGCUCGGAUUUCUCGGACCGGGCCUCGGACCGCAUGAGGUCCCGCAGCGAAAAGGACUACCGCCUGCACAAGCGCUUCCCCGCGGCCUUCGCGCCCCAGGCUUCGCGGGGCUACAUGACAUCAGGUGAUGUAUCACCAAUCAGUAUGUCUCCCAUCAGUCAAUCUCAGUUUAUCCCACUUGGGGAAAUCCUUUGCUUGGCCAUUUCCGCAAUGAACUCGGCCAGAAAACCUGUCACCCAAGAAGCACUGAUGGAGCACCUGACCACCUGUUUCCCAGGUGUUCCCACCCCAAGCCAGGAAAUUCUCCGGCACACGCUGAACACGCUGGUCCGGGAGAGGAAGAUCUACCCGACUCCUGAUGGCUACUUCAUCGUCACCCCACAGACUUAUUUCAUAACUCCUUCCCUCAUAAGAACUAACAGUAAAUGGUACCAUCUGGAUGAGAGGAUACCUGACCGGUCUCAGUGUACCUCUCCCCAGCCGGGGACCCUCACGCCCUCUGCCUCAGGCUGCGUCAGGGAAAGAACGUUGCCCAGGAACCACUGCGACUCCUGCCACUGUUGCAGGGAAGACAUGCAUGGCAUGCACGCGGCCACCCUGCAGAGGAAGCCCGCCAAGGACUGCAAAGACCCUUACUGCCCUCCUUCCUUCUGCCAGGUGCCAGCCACUGAAAAGAGCAAAAGUACUGUCAACUUCUCCUACAAAACGGAAACCCUGUCCAAACCGAAGGACGGCGAAAAGCAGUCCAAGAAAUUCGGGCUCAAGUUAUUCCGGCUCAGCUUUAAGAAGGACAAGACCAAGCAGCUAGCCAACUUCUCCGCCCAGUUUCCUCCCGAAGAGUGGCCCCUGCGAGACGAGGACACGCCGACCACCAUCCCUCGGGAGGUGGAGAUGGAGAUCAUCAGGCGUAUUAACCCGGACUUGACCGUGGAAAACGUCAUGCGGCACACUGCGCUGAUGAAGAAACUUGAAGAAGAGAAGGCGCACCGGAGUAAAGCCGGGUCCUCCGCCCAUCACAGCGGAAGAAGUAAAAAGAGCCGGACUCACCGCAAGUCCCACGGAAAGUCUCGGUCGCACAGCAAGACGCGAGUGUCCAAGGGAGACCCAUCCGAUGGUUCCCAUCUGGAUAUCCCGGGUGACAGGGAGUAUGAUUUUUGCGACCCUCUUACCAGGGCCCCCCGGGAGGGCUGCUUCAUCAUUGAACACAAAGGGGAUAACUUCAUCAUGCAUAGCAACCCGAACGUGAUCGAGUCUCAUUUCCCCAUGACCCCGGAAUGGGACGUGUCUGGAGAACUGGCCAAAAGGAGGACUGAGAUGCCUUUUCCUGAACCUUCCAGGGGAAGCUCCCACUCGAAAGUGCACCGAAGCCACAGCCAUACCCAGGACCGAAGGUCCAGGAACGAGAGAUCCAACAAGGCCAAGGAGAGGUCCAGAUCGAUGGAUAACUCCAAAGGCCCUCUGGGUGCUUCUUCUCUGGGGACGCCUGAAGACCUGGCCGAAGGCUGUAGCCAAGAUGACCAGACCCCCAGCCAAUCCUACAUUGACGACAGUACUUUAAGGCCUGCACAGACUGUCGGUCAUCAAAGGGCUCACGUUUCCUCCGCAAGCUAUAAAGAGGUGUGUAUUCCAGAAAUAGUCAGUGGCAGCAAGGAACCGCCCAGCGCUUGUAGCCUCUUGGAGCCAGGCAAAGCGCCCGAGAGUUUGCCAUCCUUCGGUGAACUCAACUCUUGUCCAACAAAGACGGCUGCAGAUGACUAUUUCCAGUGCAACACCUCCAGCGAGACAGUGCUCACGGCGCCGUCACCUCUGGGAAAGAACAAAGAGGACCAUGACACUCUGACCCUGGCGGAAGGAGUGAAAAAGCUGCCGCUGUCGGACAGGCAGGCCCCUCAUUCCUCCAGGGAGCCUGCAGGGCACAAGGAGGAGUCGCCAAAGGGGCCGGGCGGGGGCCCAGUCACUCCAGGCGCCGUAGUCGAAGGCCUUGCCAACGGACGCCUCAUCCAGCAUCACGGCGCCGAGCCCAGCACCCUGGACAAGAGGAAAGAGAUAUUCAGCAAAGACACACUGUUCAAACCUCUUCACAGCACCUUGUCUGUAAACAGCUAUCACAAAUCAACCCUGUCCCUCCUCAAAUCACACCCGAAGACCCCUGCCGACACACUGCCAGGCCGAUGCGAGAAACCAGAGCCGUCCCUGGGGACCUCGGCCGCCCCCACCCUGCCGGCUUCCCAGCGUCAGCCGGAGUCCGUGGGGAACCAGGAGGCCUCUUUCGACUAUUACAACGUGUCUGAUGACGAUGAGUCUGAGGAAGGGGCCAACAAGAACGCGGAGGAGGAGAAAAACAGAGACGAUGUAGGGACCAUGCAGUGGCUCCUGGAGAGGGAGAAGGAAAGAGACUUGCAGAGGAAAUUUGAGAAGAACCUCACCCUGCUCGCCCCAAAGGAAGCCGACAGUAGCAGCAACCAGAGGGCCACCCACUCGGCACGUCUAGACAGCAUGGACAGCAGCAGCAUCACGGUGGAUAGUGGAUUCAACUCCCCACGCACUCGGGAGAGCCUGGCUUCCAACACAUCAAGCAUUGUUGAAAGUAACCGUCGUCAGAACCCUACCUGGAGCCCGGCCCACGGUGGAGCUGGCCCGGCCUUCAGUUUCCGAGCAAGUACGGACCCCCCCACCAACGAAGCUGAGAAAUUACAGAAACCUUCCAACUGCUUGCAAGCUUCUGUUACUAGUGUGUGAUAGUCAUCCUGCCUCCGAUCUCCCGUCUCAUUUGAUACAGCCAAGUUUACGACACUGUGGCUGGUGUUUACAUCUUUGGAAAGACAAGCAUCUCAACGGCAGUUUUUGUGUUGACUUAAACUGUGCUGCUAAGUAGGCUAGGGCAAAAAACAACAACCGAAAAAUCUUUAUUUCAGAGUAUUGCUUUUCACAUUUAUGGCUCUGUAGCAACAAGAAUAGCAGUAGGGUGAUAUGUACACUUUUGCUUCACUAAUUGUAACUGAGCACACAUAUGGAAGUCUAGACACUGUAAGUGUAAUAUGCAUUUUCGAUGUCUUGCAGUUGCCAAGUCCAUUCUAAAAUGCCACAGAUGCGUGUUGCUCCCAGUCUGUGACCAGAUGGUGCCACAGAACUGAUCCUUGACACUUCCAAAAGAAAAAAAAAAAAAAGAUAACUAAGCCACCACAAAAUGUCAAAUGCAAGGGUCUACCUUGAGGGAAAUUGAUGCGAAAAUGACUAAAAGGGACCCCAGCCCUUUGUGUGUGAAUCAUUGAGGCCCCAGUCAUUUUGCACUGUGAGUUUUUUUGACACGAUUUUGUAUAGGAGCCCACGGAAGUGUGUCAGAAGGGGUCGUGAUCCAAAUACUGGGAGUGUUUGUUUUCGGGAUUUUGUUUUUUAAGUGUCACAGAUGCUUGUCUGAUAUGUUUAACCUUCCAUCAUCACAAACAGGAAUAUAGGCCUUUGAUUCUGAAAUGGACAAAGAAAGGGUCCCCCAGCCUGGCUGGGGCACAGCGCUGAGCAAUGGGAGAGGUAAUGUGGACUUUUAAAAAGGUGUUCAUCAGAUAGUGAAGGAAGAGCAUUUCUUCCUUGUGAGACUUAAGGGUGAUGCUAUCUUACUAUCAGAGAUAAAUGGUAAUUAGUUUGUUUAAAAGCAAAAUGUUCUUUGUGAUACAAAUGAAGACUAUGGCCUGGGGACGUUAUUCUUUCUAAUGGAAGGACAUAAAUCUAUUUUAUGUAGUUUUAAAUAGAAUGCCUAAAUUAGGCUGUGGGAGAUAAUUUUUAGUGGUUAUAGGAAAGAGCAAAUUUAGGGAGAGUUGAACUUCAGGCCUUUUAUUCCUGGGAAGAUAUCUAUAGAGAAAACUUUAAAAUACUUUUUCAUUAGAAAUAUACAUGUGCCCAUGUAAUUAACAACAGAAUGUGAUCAUUCUGCAAGUGUGGUGGAACCCUAACUGUACACCCCCAAAUUUAUCAGAAUAACAAUUAUGCACACAUGAACUAUGCCAGAGUAAUGUUUACAGAUACUUUGUAACCAAUUUCAGGAGGCAUUUUUAGGUGGAUGUAUAGUAUAGUUUUUAGCCCAACUUAUUUCAGGAUGGUUUGUUAAUUACAUUUUGCUUUGGUUUACAAUGUCAUGAUGACUACAGAGAAGGUUCUCAGCAACAAAGGGAUUACAAAUAAUCAAGAUUCAGUUCUCUAGGGAAGAGAUGUCUCAAAAGUUCCCAUGUCUCAUUUUAGGAGAACCAUGGAAUAAAUCUGUAGAUAAUGGAAAUUUAUUCACAAAAGGAUUUCAUUUGAUACCAGUAAAUGGUCUGACCAAAAGUUUUAUUUAGCUGAGUGGCAUGUGAUGUUUGGAGCCAUAUACCACAAAAUAAAUACCCCAAAAUAAAUCUAAAAUAUUUUCACCUCGGAUUUCAGGAAUUGGCAUAAAUUGGCGAAACACUCCUGCUUCAGUAUUAGGUUGAGUCACUAGCCAUCUGUUUAAAGAGUAGAGUCUUUAAAUAGACACAGUUGGGCUGUUUCUUGAAACAUUUAGAGACUCUCUCAUGCUUUUUCAGAUAGCUGGAAGUUUCGUUGGGUCAAACUGGACUCGUCAAGUUUAGUAUAGUUUCCUUUCUUUGUGCUUAUAGUGAAACGUGAGCACGUUUCUUGGCAAACUCCCACACCUUUAAAAUGCUUCUGUCGUUGGCUUUCAAUCUCCUGCUUAAUUUCCUCCAAGGCAUGCCUUGAUUGCUCAGAAAUGCACUCUUGUCUCACUGCUUAAAUUUGUCCAGAAGGAAUGAUGACGUAUCCAAUAGACUAUACACAGAGUCUGUGUCCUUGGGGAGUUGUAUACCACACAGUUACUAAAUUCUUCUGUCUAAAUUCUCUUUUUCUCACCCCUAAACCUACCCUCCAGCGUGAAUCAUACAAUCAGUUCAUAAAUAAUAGAACCAUUGAAACAAUACAUCAGCCUCUAGUUGAUCCUCCUAAAGUAGCCGUUAGAAUAAUCAAAUACUGUGUGAACAGGAAAGAAAAGCAUUACCUUUAAAGAGAAGCUUUAAAAUAUGAAUUUAUCAAUAUUUCACAAGAAAUAGGUUUACAGAAGACAUUUGAAUAAAAUGUGUACACUCUUUGCCCGAUGCUAUGGGGUACAUGAUUUAGGGAAGAAAAAAAAAAACAAACUCCCUUAGACCAGCAGCCAUUAGCAUAGAAACGAUGGACUUCAAGGAGGAUAUGGUGUGAGCAGACGUUCCAUGCAGAUACAUUCCCGUCUGAAUCGAAUUGGGAUGCCUGAAUGAAUGGGGGAGAAGAGGGAGCUGGAAGCACGUUACGAGUGUGACCCCAGAUGGUCUGCAGUGAUGUUCUCAGUAACCCGCUCCAAGCUUUGCCAGCUUCCUUUUCCUCCGGUGAAACGAUCGCUUUGUGGCCACGGCUGCUUACCUAGACUUCACUUAGAGUUUAUCAACUGAAAGGUUUACAAAACUGAAUCUGGUUGAAUCUCUGUGUAGUGAGUGUUCAACUUUAAAGGGUCAACCCAUCUGUCGGCAUUUUGCACACUUAUGUAUUAUUAUGAUACAGCAUAUUACUUUAUGGUAAUUUUUAUUUUUACAUAUAACUACCUCCAUAAAUUUGAUGAAGCGGCCGCAGUGCGUUCAAGUGUAUUGUUCGGAAAAGCAAAGUUGACAACGUUCUUAAUCAUUAGGCCAUGGCAUUCUCUGUGUGUGUCAGUGGUUGCCUAUGUGGACUUGUGACUGUCUCAUUGCCAUGGUUUUUCUUUGAUGGCAUUAUCUCACUCUCAGCUGUAAACCCGUCUCUCUUCUUUCCCACAGAAAGCACUUGAUUUUGUUAUGAAUGAAAAGUUUAAAUUUCUUGUCUCCCCCGCCCCUGCCCCCACCUCAUUCCUGCUAAGAGCUCUCUCUGGCCAAGAGCCAGUUGGUAAACAUAAUUUAGCAAGCUAUUUACUCCUAUGAAAAUCUGAUUUGAAUUUUAGGUUUUCGGCCAUAAGACACACCAGGAAUUUGGACUGUCGACUUUGAAGCACUUUGGGCCUCUCUGCCUUCACUUGCAUGCCACCGUGUCGAGCCCAGACUUCAUUGGGAUUAAAAGAGCUGUGCUUUUUUAUCCGCAACUUCCGUUCCAUAAUUCGUAUUUCAUUUUAUAUAUUUUGCACAUCUCAGGGGACCUUCAUAAGCAUAUGAAAGGGGGGGUGCCAUCAAAUAGAGGAAACGGAAAAAACUGAAAGAGGACUCGCUGGUGAAAGUAAUAAAUGACUGCUUCUCUGAUGUUGUGAAGUUCAAGUUCAGGAAGCAUCCAGUGAAAGUUAAUCUGGAAUCACAACGAUCUGAACACCAGCUGUUCCUCAGUCUCCCUUUUUCAUAAUCCAACCAGCAUUUCUAAAAUGUAAGUUUAAAUUAUAUUGCAGUCACUAUGGGGAGGAAAAAAAAAAAAAAGAAACCUGUUCAGCAGCAAUGAAAAGCAUGUUUGUUUUUUAGGUUGGCACAGCUUUGUAAAAUUCUACCCAGGACAAACCACUUAUCACCACAAAGUGUACUUGAAAAUAAAGUUUCUAACUUAAAUGAUAGGCGUAUUGCUCACCAUACAGUAGUGAUCUUGAUUUGAAAAGCCUCACAAUUUAUAACAUGGGCAGUGCUUGGAGCUUGAUUAAAAACCAACAACCUGUGAGCACUUCGCACAUUCAUUUGGGGAUCUCAAAGUGCUUCCAAAGCAUUCGGAUUCACAGUUCACAACGCAGGUCCUAUCUGUAAUACCCGUACUUGAACAAACAGGAGUGACAUAAGAUUACCCAGAAACACAGUGGCAGCUAUCAGUGAUCUAUUUUCUAUCUGUUUGAUAGACCUUCAUGAGAAAUCACGAAAUACAAUGCUAUUUUUCUGAUGUGUGCUAAUAAAGUCAAAGAAAACAAAUACAACUUGACACCUUUGUCCAUUUUCAUUCAAAAAGUUCAGGGUGUUGGGAAUUUGACAAAAAACAAAGCCGCCCAGAUGCCCUUGGGGUCCGAAGUAGAUCUGGAUUGCACACGAUUGUUUACAGUUUCCUAUUGGGCUUCUCUAAAUCCCGUGCUAAAAUACCAUCUUUCAGGAACAUGACUGCCCCUGGCAGUGGGAGGUGCUGACACAGAAACUUUCACUAAAAAAAAACUUUUAUCGAGUCCUCUCCACAGUGCAUCUCAGCACAACUGAAAUUCAGUAUACUGAGCCCUAAUCCGAAGAAUCCGGAGUUGCCAGGGAAGCUGAUCUAGUUCCAAGUGGGUGUUUUUUUUUUUUUUUUUUAAUCUCAAAUUAGGAGAUAAAAGAUCCUGGUCGAGGACCUUCUCCGUUUAUCACAGGCCAGUCACAGAACCAGCUCGCAGUGCGCCGUUGGGCGACAGUGGUCCCCGCGGAAGUGAUCCUUUCCUUCCCCGCUCCGACUCUCCACCACCCACCCCAGGUCUCUUAUCACCCCACCAUCCUCAAAUUUCUGCACACACUGGGCUUGAGGAAGCUAGGACACAGGAAAAACAGAGGCAAAAGCCAUGGAAGACAUUGCUUUGCUCUGGGUUAGUAAAAUACGGACAGGAAAGAGAUUAUCAUCAGCCUGAUCUUUGCCAAGUAAGAUAAAGGAAUCAGCCAUCAUUCUGUCAACUCUCCCAGAAGGUUUUACAGUAUUCCGGAUACAUCCAAUCUUUUCCCAUAGAUUUCUUUUAUUCGGGAGAGGUUUCAUGAAUUAGAUCUAUGAGAAAACGCAUUACUUUAUUUCCUGGGGUGUUAGAAAUAGACACUGGUGUCUCCCCGAUGGAGUUCAUCUCUGCGGCUUUUACAGCACCAUCCCAGCCAUGGCUCCUCUCACGCUAGACUGUGUUUUUACAGUUGUUCUAGGACUUAGAGUGGCUGGUUUGCAAGGUUCAGAAUUCUACAAGGCUCGAGGGGGACUAAACCUUCUUCUGAUGAUUGUAUAUUACCAGUUACAGGGCUUUCUUUGCUCCUUGCUGUCCUCAAACGUGAACAUACGCACACACACGCCCUGCCAGUGAGGAAAGGGAUGGGUUCCCAGGUGAGGUGGCCAUGACCCUGGAAGCCAGGGUAAAGCUAGAAGCUUGUUUGGUCCACAUACAGCUGGCUCCUUCCUUGCCCAGAGCCUGGUUUUGACAUGCCUGUUCCCUUGUGCCCCGCCUCCCAAAAGAGGUACCAAACCUGAGAUCUGAGGUCUCCAGCGCGAAUCCUCUGCAGUUAUACAGAAUCCAUCCUGGCGUAUACACACACAGCUCCUCACCUGCCUUUCCUCCCGGUCCACCCUCCCUGCCUCCUCCCCACUUAGAUCCUGAUACACCUCCAGGGUUUCCACAUCGGAAGGGCAAAGCAGUGUGUGGUACUGCGCGUACAAGGAUGGGUUAGGCAUAGAGCUGCCCUAGGGUCAGCUUCAUGUAAGUAUUGACAGCUACAAAUUAAGGUCCUUAGAGUAGUUGACAUAGAUACAACUGUCUAGAGGAGAAUUAAAUUUCAACGUUCAGUUUAAAGGGAUCACAAUUCUGCAGGUAUCUUUCUCCGAGUGACUGAAUGUGACUAUUGCAUUAGGAUAAAUGAAUUAAGAAGUGCAAGUGGGAUUUACUGUAUGUUAGAAAGGAAUUUUGCAGCCAAGACUGCCUUGAAUAAAAUGUGUUUGCACUGAAAAAAAAUUUUAAAUUACUUGGUCUCUGGUUGCUGUAAAGGUCAUCCAAGAUGGAUGUUCUGUUUAUAUUGUAUAGUAUUUCAUAUGAAAUAAUUACAGUUCAUGAAAUGUCUUCCCUAAUGUUACUGAUUUAUAACAGCACAUUUGUAACAUGGUUUUUAUCGUGUCAGUGUACCAUAUUGUAAAUGAUGAUUACUUGUCAUGCUUAGUAUAAUAACUUAAAAGAAAAAAAAGCACAGGGAUUUUUGUAAGUCUAUAUUUGAAAGUCCCUCCAUAUGGUAAUAUUGUGUUCAUGUUGUUUAUGUAGUGUUGUGUGAAAAUAUCCAUUUUGGAUUGUGUUACUUUUUAAG